Camellia sinensis is the source of this 843-nucleotide messenger RNA. RefSeq names its product 2Fe-2S ferredoxin-like superfamily protein (gene FDC2). Gene Ontology annotation, cellular component: chloroplast. Gene Ontology annotation, molecular function: iron-sulfur cluster binding. NCBI's taxonomy places the organism in Eukaryota, Viridiplantae, Streptophyta, Magnoliopsida, Ericales, Theaceae. The record is from RefSeq and is a predicted model, not a curated record.
GUUAUCAUCUUGUUCCAACAAACAAAAGCUCCGUAGAGACGGACACAGAAAAGAAAAGCCUCAAUGAAUCUCCAAGCUCCAUCUACUAUCUCCACUCCACUUUACCGGCUCUUCCCUUCGCCGAACUUCAAUUAUUCGCUCAAAUUCUGCCGUAGAACGACGUCGUCGGAGCUUCAUUCGCCGGUAGCCGGUGACUCUUCGCCGUCCGUUCGAACUCACAGAGUUACCGUUCACGACAGACAACGUGGACUCGUCCACCAGUUCUUCGUUCCCGAGGACCAGUAUAUACUACAUACUGCUGAGUCUCAGAAUAUAUCGCUCCCUUUCGCUUGCAGGCAUGGUUGUUGCACUAGCUGUGCUGUUCGGAUAAAAUCUGGGCAAAUUAGACAGCCUGAAGCAUUAGGGAUAUCUGCGGAGUUGAAAUCUAAGGGGUAUGCACUUCUUUGCGUGGGCUUCCCCUCCUCCGAUAUUGAAGUUGAAACACAAGAUGAGGACGAGGUGUAUUGGCUUCAAUUUGGAAGAUAUUUUGCCAGAGGACCUGUAGAAAGGGAUGACUAUGCAUUAGAGUUAGCUAUGGGCGAUGAAUAACAGAAUAUGUUGCGUUGGAUACUGAAUUAGAAGUGAGGUUUUAUGAGUGAAACAUGAAGAUGUAUAAUUUUCCCCUCCCCUUUCAUAUCUUUGUUUUAUUCUUUUAUCAAUCAAUCCUGUAACCUCCAUUUUGCACUUAAAAUGUACUAUGAUUUCUCUGAGUAGACAUUCCAUGCUGUCUAUGGCUCUCCCAUGGAACUGAAUGUUGUUUUUCUGGGAGACUUUAAAGCAGUUAUUCUUGCCUUCGUUUGUUGA